This is a messenger RNA of Halichondria panicea, 4548 nucleotides long. Its product is annotated as death-associated protein kinase 1-like. Gene Ontology annotation, cellular component: nucleus. The record is from RefSeq and is a predicted model, not a curated record. Gene Ontology annotation, molecular function: transcription cis-regulatory region binding; protein binding. Gene Ontology annotation, biological process: positive regulation of transcription by RNA polymerase II. Bases 466 to 4107 code for a protein of 1213 amino acids. The transcript is spliced from 10 exons. NCBI's taxonomy places the organism in Eukaryota, Metazoa, Porifera, Demospongiae, Suberitida, Halichondriidae.
AUACAAGACUUGUCUAAAGGUAUAAUUAUGAAUUGGCUCACCAAUCUUCCCCCUUGAGUCAACCUGCACAGUACACUUAAGUGAAUCUAUAAUAUCAUUAUGCAUGUGUAAUUGCAGAAGUUGAGUGUUGUAUCUUUGAUAGCCUAGACUCUAGAUCACUGCUUAUAUAUAUAUACUCUGCACUAUGACUAUAGGGACAGGGGUUCACCUAGCAUCUGAAUACAACUCCAAUGUGCACAAAACACUGACUUAAUAACAAAACGAGACAGACAGGAAACCAAUACAGAGACUAAAACCCACAAAUAUGUAGAUACCACUAAAAUUUAAUACUAGCUAGUCAGAGUUACCACAUAGUGAGAGUGUUGUUACUAAAGCUGUGUGGCUGCUACUGCAAGCCUUGUGUAAGUAGUGAGGUAACUGGCUACAGAGACAUUCAUUGGAAGCAAGUAGAUCUAACUGCCUGAAAUGAGUGACAACCUUGCUAAACAACUCUACCAGGCUAGUUGGAAUGGGCGUGACGAAGAAAUGCUUGAGCUGCUACAGAGAGGAGCUGCACCUAACAGUGACUACUACACUAAAGAGCGUGAUGGGCUCACUCCACUGCACAUAGCAUGUACUUACAACCAUAUCGGUAAUGCUGAACUACUUAUCAAGUUUGGAGCCAUUGUAGCUGCUACAGAUAACAAUGGUUGGACCCCCUUACAAAAGGUAUGUCUCCACAAUAGGAAGGCCACUGCUAAGCUAUUACUGGAGCACCACUCUCCCACAGAUAUCUGGUACAGUAAUGGCCGACGGACUGCUGCUGAUAUGGCCAAAGAGUGUGGGCACUGUGCCCUAGCUGACUAUGUGAAGCGGUUCCAGCCUGGACCUAGAGAUCCUCUGUCCUCAUACCCAACACUGGAACAGCUGAGUCGGCUGGAAUGUGACCAAUGGCUUCGACUUGGUGUUCGCUUGGGAUUGGGUAAUGACCAACUGGAAACCAUAAAGAAAAGCCAACAUCCCACAGCAACAACUCUCCAGGCAGCCAAACUCAAAAAUAUUGACAUGCAGUGGAAGGAUAUUGUGGAAUCUCUAGUGAGCAUUGGAGAGUACAAGUUGGCAGAGAGUGUGUGCACUCAGCAAGGGCUAGGGGAAGGUGAGAGUGCAAUAUAUGGCUGUGUGAGGCGUCUUGUGGAAACUAUGGGUCUAAAUCCUAAAGAGCCAGUCAACAAAUCUGGCGACACCCCAUUCUCUCUGGCCUGUGCCAAUGGCCACUUAGACACAGUCAAGUACCUUGUAAACAAGCAUCAUUGUGAUCCUAGAAGUACAGUCAACAAGACUGGUGACACCCCACUCUCACUAGCCUGUGUCAAUGGCCACUUGGAAAUGAUUAAGUACUUCAUCAUCAUCCAUGGCUGUAUUAUAAAUGAUUACCUCCUGCUAGCCGCUGUCAAAGGGAAUCGAAAUCAAAGAGCUGUGGAAUAUUUUUUGGCAGAAUGUCACUGUGAUCCGAAUGUUACUGACAAAGAAGGCAAGACACCACUCGAUUUGGCCAACGACCCUGAGAACAUAAAGCUGCUCUUGAAACAUGGAGCCAAGGCUACCAACGUCUACAAAAAACACAGCAAACUCAUCGGAAAGCUCUCCUCCGAGCGACUCCCACACCUUCCUCUAUCUGUGUUCAUCACUGGCGACGGUGGCGUGGGGAAAAGCACUCUGUUGAAAUCCAUUCUGAACUCAAAAGGUUUUUGGUCUAUUUUCCAGAAAGCAACACCUGUAGAUGACGUCGAUGCGAGGACAGUGGGGAUCAUACCUUAUGAAAUAUACACCAAAGAGUUUGGGAGAAUUAUCUACUUCGAUUUUGCUGGCCAGAAAGAAUUUUACACAAGCCACUGUGCCAUUCUGGAGAAUGCUGUUAAAACCUCACCACCCAUCAUUAUCCUCUGUGCCAAACUUGUAGAAAGUGAACAGGCGAUUAUUGAUACCAUGAAUCGCUGGUUAACCCUCAUCCAAAACCAGUGCACCAAUCUGAAAGACAAAGCACACGUGAUAGUAGUUGGUAGCCAUGCCGACCAGAUGAAGGAAAUGGGAGAAGAUCCACGAGCCAAAGAGGGCAUCUUUUCCCCCAUUAUCAAGCAAUUCCCAAAGUUUGAGUUUACAGGGUUCAUUCCAAUGGAUUGCCGCUUUGCUGAUUCGGAUGACAUGAAUAUCAUGAGAAAACAGAUCCAGAAGAGUUCAGCUAUUCUCCACUCUCCAGAAACCAUCAGCCUGAAUGCUCACACCUUUUACAUAUACCUUGCCGAAAACUUUAAAGACAAACUUGCAGUUUCAUUGAAGGUUGUUCAACAACGAAUACUCAGUGAUCUAGACCAAACACACGACUCAGAGAUAAUGGCAGACAUUCUUUCCUUCAUUCCGACCACCCUCAAUCGUUUAGUUGAUAUCUGUGACCAGCUUAGCAAAACAGGUCUGCUGCUGUUUCUUUACAACGAAUCAUCACCUAAAAAGUCUUUUCUGAUUUGUGAUUCCAAGAAAUUGCUGUCUGAUGUCACUGGGACAGUAUUUGCUCCUAAGCACUUUCGCCAGCACUGCAAACUCGCCUCAAGCACUGGAGUGGUGCCUUUGUCUAAGUAUGCUGAAGCAUUUAAGGGCUACGACAUUGAAAUGCUAAUUGCUUUUAUGACACAUUUAGAGCUGUGCUUUGAGAUCAAAGACAAGCAAGUUCUAGAGUGCAUUCACAAGAUGGAGCCAGACCUAGACGAUACUCGCUACCUCUUUUUUCCUGGGUUAAUCAGGAUAGAAACUCCCGAGCGUGUGUGGGAGGAAGACCCUUCUAUGAGCUACCACUUUGGCUGGAUAAUCGAAUGUGCACAAGACAUCCAAUUCUUUGAUCCAAGGAGUUUUCAAAUUCUUAUCCUAAGGCUAGUUUUCACUUUUUGCCUUACUCCUUCCGAGAAGAUCAACACAAAAAACCCUGCCCUUCAAAAAUUCUGCUCCGUGUGGAAGAGUGGGAUUUGUUGGUGCAACGAUGAUAGCAUCACUGCAUACCUUGAGCUUAGCAACAACAAAUGUAUCACUCUUAAAAUGCGAUCUGAAGUUCUUAAACCCGAGAGCCUUACCCAUCGCUACAAGAUAGUCAAUAAAGUUCUCGAAACAGUGAAAGAUGUUUGUCCCAGUAUUGUAGUGGUGGAAUCAUUGAUCAAUCCACAGGAAGUUGUCAGUCAUCCUCUGAAACCUUCCUCAGAGCUCACUCUGUUUAGUGUUAGAGAUCUUGCUGCAGCUGUCAUCUCUCAAAAAGAAGCUGUGAAAUCUGUUCAUCGAGCUCUUUCACUGAAACGCCUUCUCCAGUUUGAUCCGUACGCUGGUUUGGACCUCAACACUCUACAGUGUAUUCACAGUGACAAGACUGUUAUGAAAAAUGAUAAAAUUUGGAACAUCUUCAUUUCUCAUCUCGCCAGUCAAAUUUUUGAUCCAAACAGUAUUCUGAUGUUCAGACAAAUCCUGAGCCAAUCUCGAGCUUGUAACGACAACUUUCAGUUGGUCAGUCCCAGACAGGAGGUGGUCCAGACCCUUGAGACGUGGAGGAGUGAGACUGAGGGAACGUACAGCUGUCUGAAGGAGACUCUCAACAAGUACAGCGUCUUCACUGGGAGAAACCCUCUGGACCUAGCCGGUGUGGCUCAUGGUGAUAUUGACCCCUCUGUGUUUAAUAUCAGUAGUGAUGAGCAAAAGGAUCCAGGGACUACCAUCCUCCAUGAGUUCAUGGUCAAGCAUGGAGUCACUGACGAGCAGUUGGAUCGAGAGAUUGAACAAGACGACCUUGCUCCAGUAGCUAUGCAUUUUGAUGAUGUGGAGCUCUACCUUAACCCACUGAAGUUGACUGACAAUGAACAAUCUGAUGUGAGGCGAGAGACUUAUUUAAGUAGAAGCAAUCAAGUGGCAGUGAUCAAUUGUUUGUUGAUCUGGAGGGGUCACGAACCCAGCGAAGCAACCUUCGGAGCACUGAUUAGGAUAUUAUUGGAUCUGGGGAAGGAAGAGAUGGCUACCAAAAUAUGCCAGUACUUAAAACAAAAAGUAAUUAGUAUCGAUCCACUGUACAGUGACUGGCCAACAUCAUUAUUAUGCUAGUAUUGACAUACAAGCUUGUGUAUAGACUAGAUUGCAUAAUUAUGCUAGUUCAUAAUAAAACGGGAAUUCAUGUAUAGUACUUUCUUUACAUGCAGACCCGGUGAUCUACGAGUGACUGACUGUAUAUAGCUAUGUGUAGGACUUUUGCACUGAAUUGAACGCAAUAGACAUAAUUAUAUGCAUUAAUUGUUGUUGUUAUAAUUAUUGUGUGUGUGCUUUUUAUAUACAUUGCUCCAAUUGUGAGAUCUGUUUAAUUAUAACUCUUGUUGCAAUAUUUAUACCCUAUACCUUAGCUGAUAUGAGUGCUACACUCUGGUCUAUCACCAUUUCAGUAUAUCACAAACACAAACGAUCUACAAUGUCAUGAACAUAUGCAAAUUUUUGAGUAGUUUUUUGCUGUUAUCUUCACUUUGUACAUGCAUGCUGCACUUUUUGGCUAUA